Gekko japonicus is the source of this 5300-nucleotide messenger RNA. It is a transcript of the gene ARHGEF11, whose product is annotated as Rho guanine nucleotide exchange factor 11. Gene Ontology annotation, biological process: G protein-coupled receptor signaling pathway; intracellular signal transduction. Gene Ontology annotation, molecular function: G protein-coupled receptor binding; guanyl-nucleotide exchange factor activity. The coding region runs from base 1 to 4701 and encodes 1566 amino acids. Gene Ontology annotation, cellular component: cytoplasm. NCBI's taxonomy places the organism in Eukaryota, Metazoa, Chordata, Lepidosauria, Squamata, Gekkonidae. The transcript has 41 exons. The record is from RefSeq and is a predicted model, not a curated record.
AUGGCCGGAACAGCCAGUAAAAAGCACGCUCACCUGCCCAGGUUGAGCAGCCUGUCUUCGUUGGGCGACUCAGCCCCAGAACGGCGCUCUCCGGGCCACCGCCGCCAGCCGUCGGACUGCAGCGAAACCACAGGUUUGGUUCAGCGAUGCGUCAUCAUCCAGAAAGACCAGCAUGGCUUCGGCUUCACUGUGAGCGGGGACAGGAUCGUGCUGGUGCAGUCUGUCCGGCCAGGGGGAGCCGCGAUGAAGGCCGGGGUGCAGGAAGGGGACCGGAUCGUGAAAGUCAACGGGACGAUGGUGGCCAACAGCUCUCAUCUCGAGGUUGUGAAACUCAUCAAAUCGGGUGCUUACGUGGCUCUCACUCUCUUGGGCUCCCCGCCUCCCUCCGCGGGCCUCCUGAGUUCCCAGCAGGAUGGAGACCAGACUGGGGCGCUGCAGGUCGUACCGUCGUGUCCCCCACCGCCGCCUCCGCCGCCACUCCCUCCCCCUCAGCGCAUCACUGGCCCGAAGCCCUUGCAGGAUCCGGAAGUCCAGAAACACGCCACCCAGAUCCUUCGCAACAUGCUGAGGCAGGAAGAGGCGGAGCUACAGCACUUUUACGAGGUCUACAGCCGGAACCCAGCCUCCCCUAUUGAGGAGCAGAUAGAAGGGGCUCGACGGAGGGUCAGCCAGUUGCAGCUGAAGAUCAGGCAGGAGACGGGGGUCUCAGUGCCUGGCGAUUCUGGCUCUGUCGGUUCCCGCGCAGCUGAUGGGUGCCCGUCCGUGGACUCCCAGGAUGGUGACAGCGGCUUGGACUCGGGUCCCGAGCGCUUCCCUUCCGUGAGCGAGGUGAGGGCUGCCGGGGAAAACGACCCUGGUGUGGACAGCCCCCCCCACCCCUCCCCGGCCCUCCCUGCCAAGGCCUUCCAGCACCCCUGGGGCCCCAGCGCCGACUGCCCUUUCUCCCCUGCGACGGAGCCGGGCACGGACGGAGGUGCUCUCAGGCCGCUCAUCAUCGGUCCGGAGGAGGAUUGUGAUCCGGGACACUUUAAUAACAACGAGUGCGACGCCCUCUUCCAGGACCUGGGGAGGCUGAAGUCCCGGCCGGCCCACCUCGGGGUUUUCCUGCGCUACAUCUUUUCUCAGGCGGAUCCGAGUCCUCUGCUCCUGUACUUGUGCGCCGAUGUCUGCCAGCAGAUGAACCCCAAGGAGGCGCGCGGGCUCAGCAAGGACGUCUGGAAUAUCUUCUUGGACAAGAGUGCGCUUCUGAGAGUGAAAGUCCCUGAGCAGUUGCUGGCUGAAAUAGAGUCUCGCCUGCGGAAUGGGGAGGACCCUCGGAGCGCCUUCUCGGAGGUCCAGGAGGCGGUCAUGCCGGAGAUCCAGGAACAAAUCCAGGAUUAUAGGACCAAGCGGACCAUGGGUCUGGGGAGCUUGUACGGGGAGAACGACCUGAUGGACCUGGACGGCGACCCCCAUAAGGAGCGGCAGGUGGCCGAGAAGCAGAUCGCUCGCCUCGGGGAAAUCCUAUCCAAAUAUGAGGAGGACAGGAGCUCCCCGAUGAGUUUUGCCCUGAGCACCUACAUGAGCCACGUGGGAAUCCGCACGAGGGAGCCGCGCCCGGCCAGCACCACGGAGAAGUUGCAGGCCCAGGAGAGGGAGAAGUGGCUGCCCUUCUUCCCCAAGGCCAAGAAGAGCAGCAGCACCAAGAAGGAGAAGGAGGCCCCGGAGGACAAGAGGAGGAACCCCAUCCUGAAGUACAUCGGGAAACCCAAGAGCUCCUCCCAGAGCACAUUUCAUGUCCCUUUGUCCCCCGUUGAAGUUAAGCCUGGCAACGUGAGGAACAUCAUCCAGCACUUUGAGAACAGCCAGUAUUACGACCCCCAGGAGCCUGGCCUCCAGCGCCUCUCCACCGGCAGCUUCCCCGAAGACCUCCUGGAGAUGGGCAGCUCCAGGGCAGAGGUCAAGCUCGGCCGGUCGGAGAGCCUGAAGGGGCGAGAGGAGCUGAAGCGGCUGCGGAAGGCGGAGAACGUGCCUCGCUCCCGGAGCGACGUGGACAUGGAGGCCGCGGCCGAAGCCACCCGGCUCCACCAGUCGGCCUCCUCCUCGGCCUCCAGCCUCUCGGCCAGGUCGCUGGAAAACCCCACCCCACCCUACACUCCCAAGAUGGGGCGCAGGAGCAUUGAGUCCCCGAGCCUGGGCUUCAGCACCGACACCCCCCUACCCCAUGUCCUGGAGGACGACUUCAGCCACUUCUCGGACCUGGAGCCGGAGCCGGACGCCCAGAACUGGCAGCACACCGUCGGGCGGGACGUGGUGCCCUUUCUGCCGCAGAGGGAGGUCGACCGCCAGGAGGUCAUCAACGAGCUGUUUGUGACGGAGGCCUCUCACCUGCGGAUCUUGCGGGUCCUGGACCUCGUCUUCUACCAGCGCAUGAGGAAGGAGAACCUGCUGUCCCGCGACGAGCUGGCGCUGCUCUUCCCCAACCUCCCGGAGCUGAUAGAGAUCCACAAUUCUCUGUCUGAGUCGAUGAAGAAGCUCCGGGAGGAAGGACCGGUGGUCAAGGAGAUCGGGGACCUCAUGCUGUCCUGGUUUGAUGGGCCAGCACGGGAGGAGAUCCAGCAGGUGGCCGCGGACUUCUGCGCGUACCAGUCGGCAGCCAUUGAGCUGAUCAAGACCAAGAAGCGGAAGGAGACCCGCUUCCAGCUAUUCAUGCAGGAAGCCGAGAGCAACCCGCAGUGCCGCCGCCUACAGCUGAAAGACCUGCUCAUCUCGGAGAUGCAGCGCCUGACCAAGUACCCUCUCCUGCUGGAGAACAUCAUCAAGCACACCCCUGGGGAGACUGUGGAACACCAGAAGCUGUGCCGGGCCCGCGACCAGUGCCGGGAGACCCUGAGGCACGUGAACGAGGCGGUGAGGCGGGCCGAGAAUCAGCACCGCCUGGAGGCCUACCAGAAGCGCCUGGAUGCCACCUCGUUGGAGCGCAGCAGCAACCCCUUGGCCGCCGAGUUCAAGAACCUGGACCUCCGAAGUCGGUGCAUGAUCCACGAGGGGCCGCUGAACUGGCGCAUCAGCAAAGACAAGACUGUGGAGCUGCACGUCUUGCUGCUCGAGGACCUUCUGGUGCUCCUUCAGAGGCAGGACGAGAGGCUGGUGCUGAAGUGCCACAGCAAGACGGACACCAAGCAGACCUUCAGCCCGGUCCUCAAGCUCAACUCUGUCCUCAUUCGCUCAGUGGCCACAGAUAAGAGAGCCCUCUUCAUCAUCUGCACCUCGGAGUUAGGGCCCCAGAUCUACGAGCUGGUAGCUCUGACCUCGUCGGAGAAGAACACGUGGAUGGAGCUGCUGGACGAGGCGGUGAAGAGCACCCUGCGGAACGCCACUUUCCCUCCCAAGCACUGCUCCCAGGAGCUGCCUCGGCCCCACCCAGCACCGGCCAGUGUGGUGCUCCAGGAGGCAGACAUCCCCCCAAGCCUGACCCACGGAGAUGGGGCUUCCAGCCAAGAAGCCGAAGAAGAGGCCGCUUCAGAUGAGACCCCCACGGAGGCCACGGACAUAGAGGCCCACCCGGUGCUGCUGGGAGGACCCGAGGCUGAAGACAGCCAGGAGGAGGAGGCAGAGGAGGAGGAGGAGGAGGAGGAGGAGGAAGAGUUGCAGCCGGUCGCAGUGGGAGGCGAGGGGGUUCCUUCCGAGGAGGAGGAGGAGGAGCCAGGGCUGGGCAGGCCUCCGGAGCCCCUGCCAGCCCCUGCCUCGGUGGCGAGCUUGGCCGAGUCGGCCUUGGAGGACGUGGAAACCCUGCGCCACCUCCUCCUGCGGAAGCUCCUGGCCAGCCGAGACCCCGACGAGGACUUGACCCCGACCCCAUCCGUGGCCCAGCAGGAGGACUCAGGAAGUCAGGGGCAGGCCGUGGAGAGCCGUGACCCCUGUCUGCCACGUGGCUGUCUGCCGGUGGACUCUGAGCUGGGCGGCACCGGUCCCGACGCGCCAGGGGAGCAGGGCACGGAGCCCGCGGAGGAGGCAGAGGCCGGCACGACAGACUCGCCCGUCGGUCAGGCUGGCUCCCCGGAGGCAGAGGUGCCCGUGGCUACGGAAGGACAGGGCAGCUUCCGAGUCGUGCGGAAAGCCACGGUGGAGGGAGCUUGCGAUGCCUGCCCCACGCCCGCAGGCAGCCAGUCAGACAGUGACGCAGGAGAGGGCCCUCACGCGGAUGGGAACUAUUUCUACGUCAGCUUCCCAGGCGUUGCCGAGUCCCACACAGAUGCUGGCAGCCCGUGCCCCCCGGAGGCCCCAGGCCCUCCAGGCCAGCAAAGGGCCGUCUCUUCUGCCGCACCCCACGUCUCCCAGCGACACCCCGGGAGGAGCCCCCAGCGGUCGAAUGCCCCUGACGGCUCCGUGCCUCCGGAGCUGCCCCCCUCCUCCGGCCAAGUGGCUCGGGACGUGGCCGUGAUCUUCCGGACGAUAGAACGGCUGACGCGGAAGCUGACCAAGCUAAAGGAUGUCGAGGUGGCCCAUCACCAGCUGCGACGGUCGCUGAGCAGGGAGGCCUCCGUGGACGGCCCCUCUGUGGCUGGGGCACCCCCGGGGCCCUGCGAGACGUCGCCAGGCAGCCAUUGCAACCCGGACGGCUCCCGUGACCCGUGGCCCUCCCUGCAGUCCCCAGCAGCAGCCGCUGAGCCUGGUCAGCUCCCCCCCUGUGCAGACAGCGACCAAGAAGUGACCCUUUAGGGAACCGGCCUUUUCUCGAAGGAAGACUCAACGAGGCGGCUCGGGCUGUCUCCGCCACACACACACACUGCUGGGGCGGGGGUGUGCGCGUGUGUGUCUCCCGCCGUUUGUUGGGAUGGACUGCUUGGGACGCAGCCUGCAAGCGGCACGAACCCACCAGGAGAAACUGGAAUCCUCACUGCUGGUUUAAUUUAAACUAUUUUUAAAGCGAUACUGGGACUUCCUCCCAUUCUGCGAUGGACAGCUGGUAAGACCUGCCAGGGGGAAACUUUUUUUUUUUUGCCCGUUCAGGGCGAAGGGAGAUGGUCCCUGCUGCCCUUGCCGCGCAUGUCUGCUCCGGGUCUUCGGCUCGGCUCCCCGACGGCAUCCCUCCUCUCGGGCCGGAACCUCUCCGUAUCCUGCAGACUUGCCGCUCCCCCCACCCCCCACCCCGUACAUGAAAGCUGGAAUAUAUUCUGUAUAAUUGCACUUUUUCGGGGUGGUUUUUGUUUCUUCUCUCCAUGCCUCUUGGAGAGCAGCCAGCUGCUUCCAGACCUUCAAUUUGAUAUAAAUAUGUAUGUAUGUGUAUUGAGUUACUGUAAAUAUAAGGAUAGACCGUU